AUUUGUUGGUUAUACUAUGUUUUGUAAUACUGCCGCCUGAUCAAUCUUAAAGUCCCGCAUGCCACUUGAUGGUGCAUCAAGUCUCACUUGCUACAUUGUUGAGCUUCAAAAGGGGACGUUUCACCAAAUCACCAAGUCUUGGUUGAAUCUCCAAGUCGAAGACCAAAAAUCUCUAGCACUAAGGCGAAAUUUCCAUGGACAAGCCGACGUGUUCGAGCAAGACAAGUUUCCAUGUUCAGGGUGGAGCGUCCAUGAUUGGGGCAAGAACUCCACAGCCAAGGCAAAGUAUCCAUGUUCAAGGACAAAAUCUCCAAGUAAGGAUGAAAUCUUUGUGGUUGGGCACCAAAUCUUGGGUGUGGAACAAAAUCACCAUGUCUGGAAUGCAGAGAACACUCACACUGAUGCUGUUGCUGAGGGACAAUUAGCAAUGGUAGCAGUGAAUAACAGUUUAGAAAGGAGCAGGAGGCCUAUGAGAGGCUUUGCAUCAGGGCAAAAGUUGCUCCAGAAUGGUAAUUGCUGCUACUUUAUCGUCAGAAUAAGGACAAAGGACUCUAGUUGGUGAUUGUUGCUGCUCUAGUAGGAAAUGGCAACUGCUCUGGUAGGUGAUCAUUGCUGCUCUAAGCGUCAAAUUGUUCAAAAAAAAAAAAAUGAAGGCGAAACCUACUUCAAUUGAAGAAUGCUGCUGCUCUAUGGCUUUACUCUCCCAGAAGCAUCAAUUUAUAGAGUGGAUGGGAAGGCUUUGGAUUACGGCAGAUCUGAAAUCUUUUAAUUUAUUCAAGUUUGAGUUUAAACUUCUUUUGAUUUGUAGUUAAAACAAGAAUUUGCAGCCGAUGCAGUUACAGUGGAUGAGAUUUUGGAGAGUAGGAGUUUGUGUUUCAAACAAAUUUGCUUCGUUCAAUGGACUAAAAAAUAAAAGAAUAGCCUGUAA
Messenger RNA from Rubroshorea leprosula, 928 nucleotides. Lineage: Eukaryota; Viridiplantae; Streptophyta; Magnoliopsida; Malvales; Dipterocarpaceae. The record is from the annotation of a GenBank genome assembly.